UAGGUGAGGGUGGAGGGCAGAGCAAUAGCAUUAGCAAGCCUGUAAGAUCGUUAAAAGCCUAUAGUGUUGCGGACAAUAGGUUGAGCUGAACCAGUUUUAAGGACAAAAAUUGCUUUGCUGUGUAGCUGCUUGUCUUUGCUUCAUAACGGUACACUCAACAGGGUCUUUUUUUGCAGAAAUCUUUGCAAAUUCUUAGUUACAUCUCUGCAGGAGAUAUGCUGCCAAACACAGGAAAGCUGGCGGGAUGCACCCUUUUCAUCACGGGAGCAAGCCGCGGCAUUGGAAAGGCCAUUGCCCUGAAAGCCGCCAAGGACGGUGCCAACGUGGUGAUCGCUGCCAAAACUGCCCAGGCCCAUCCCAAGCUUCCCGGCACCAUCUACACAGCUGCAGAAGAGAUUGAGGCGGCAGGCGGGAAAGCCUUACCUUGCAUUGUAGACGUCAGAGAUGAGAAGCAGAUCGGUGAUGCAGUGGAGCAAGCAGUACAGAAGUUUGGAGGCAUUGACAUUUUGGUAAACAAUGCCAGUGCCAUCAACCUGACGGGAACUCUGGAGACACCCAUGAAGAAAGUGGACCUCAUGUUGGGCAUCAAUCUGAGAGGAACUUACUUAACGUCAAAGCUCUGCAUCCCUCACCUUCUGAAGAGUAAAAACCCUCACAUCCUUAACCUUAGUCCACCACUUAACCUCAACCCCAUCUGGUUCAAAAAUCACACAGCAUACACCAUGGCAAAGUAUGGAAUGUCCAUGUGCGUCCUGGGAAUGGCAGAGGAGUUCAGGGGAUCUAUAGCAGUUAAUGCUUUGUGGCCUAAGACAGCCAUUCAGACAGCAGCCAUGGACAUGCUGGGAGGUUCUGGCGUGGGCAAACAGUGCAGGAAGGUGGAGAUCAUGGCUGAUGCAGCCUAUUCCAUCUUGAGCAAGCCCACCAGCUACACUGGAAAUUUUGUCAUUGAUGAGGAUGAGCUGAAGAAGGAAGGAAUCAAAGAAUUUGAUGUGUAUGCUGUCGCUCCAGGGCACCCACUGCUCCCUGACUUCUUCCUGGAUGAGGACCCAGCGGCCCUUGUAAAACAAAUGGAAGAUCAAGGUGCUACCCCUGUCUUUAAAAGUGGCAAAACCAGCGCAGAGCCUGCAUCCACCGGGCCCAUUGCUGAAACCUUCAAUGUCAUCAGGGGAUUUCUUAGCCCCGACAUAGUCAAAACUACACAGGGAGUGUACAAGUUUGAUCUGUCUGGAGAGCAUACAGGAGUCUGGUACAUUGACCUGAAGAAUGAUACUGGAAGUGCAGGCAGCGGUGAGCCACCAGUCAAAGCAGACGUGGUGAUGAGCAUGGAUAGUGCAGACUUUGUUAAGAUGUUUGCAGGCAAUCUGAAGCCAGUCAUGGCGUUUAUGUCUGGAAAGUUGAAGAUCAAAGGGGAUAUGACCCUGGCGAUAAAGCUGGAGAAGAUGAUGGCCAUGAUGAAACCUAAACUUUAAUGGAAAGAACAUCAGUAAUGCACUUGCACAUGUUUGCCUUUCAAUGUGUAUAAUAAAUGUUAACAUUUUCUUACGCAUUUUCUAAAUAUAUCAACGGAACUGUAAACUUAAUCCCUUCCUUUUGUGUGGUUGCUGGAAAAUUGGAACUGUAAGAUUUUUUAUGAAUGUUACAAAAUCUUUUGCAUUGUAUUUUGCCUUUGAGUGAUGAAGUCCACAGUAAAGGGGGUCAGAUAGUAGCAAACAAAAUAAAAUAAUAUGAAAUGA
Molecule: messenger RNA, 1733 nt
Organism: Megalops cyprinoides (Indo-Pacific tarpon)
Lineage: Eukaryota; Metazoa; Chordata; Actinopteri; Elopiformes; Megalopidae
Gene: hsdl2
Product: hydroxysteroid dehydrogenase like 2
Exons: 11
Coding region: 216-1469 (417 amino acids)
Cellular component (GO): mitochondrion
Source: RefSeq, a predicted model, not a curated record